Messenger RNA from Emiliania huxleyi CCMP1516, 759 nucleotides. RefSeq lists its product as hypothetical. Lineage: Eukaryota; Haptophyta; Isochrysidales; Noelaerhabdaceae. The transcript has a single exon. The record is from RefSeq and is a predicted model, not a curated record. Bases 1 to 759 code for a protein of 252 amino acids.
AUGCAGCAGUCGCGAUCCCGCCAAGUCUCGAGCCUGUGUUUGUCGCUGCGUUUGUCGCUGCACUCGGCGCUCUCCUACGCAUUUGCGAUCGCGGCCGUGAGCCGGCUUUGCGUGGGCUGCCUGACCGGCAGGCCUCCCUCGAGGACUGCACGGCUAGGGCUUGGCGUUCUCACGGCUAGCGUGCCGCUGACUGCGUUGCCUCAGUCGCUGCGGGCGCCCCUGCGGUGGCGGGGCGUCUUCAUCACGUCGCUGUUCACUGCUCUAUUCGUGUCCACCGCCCUCGCCACGCUCGAUGACGAGGGCCGCUUCACGGGCCGAUGGGUUUACAUUGCCUGGGCAGCCUCGGCGCUGCAGUUCGGGCACCGCUGCGCACGGUACCACUUGGAGGUGGAAGAUGCGGAGCGGUGUGCCGAGCGCGAGGCAUUCUUUUCGAUGUGCUCCUUCAGCCUCGGCCGAGGCAUCAAGCUGCCGUGCACGAUCCUGAACCAGGCCUUCAUGGUCCUCAUCGGCGGCUGGCUCGAGAGCGCCGCCGGCCCCGACCUGCUCGUGGCGCUCGCGCUCUCCGACUUUCUGUGCGUCUUCCAGCUUUUUCUCGCGCGGCAGCGCCGCUUCCCGGCGAGCCUCUUCCUGGAGGGGGCGACGCUCAUCUCGAGCACACCCGCGUCGCUGGUCUUCGCCGCGCACGGCCGCAUCGCCGAGUCUGCGGUCCUGUGCGGUGGCCUGGCGGCGUGGCUGGUGGUGGGCAGGUUGUGCAUGUGA